AUGUCUGAGCACGACGGGAAUCGAGCCUAUGUCAUCGAUUCAACCGAUCGGAGAGGGUUGAUUGUAAUCACAGCGACUGUGUUGAUGUCAUGGAUGAUACUGUGCUUCUGUAUUCGACUAUAUACUAGAAUAUGGAUUACUGGAUCAUGCAAAUGGGACGACCUUUUUGCCGGGGUUGGAACAGCGGUAGGUGUUGCUCAGGUUGGGGUUACGCUUAGAGCUGUUGGGAAUGGGUUAGGAAAAACAAACGAAUUGCUCAGUCCCAUUGAACUGAGGAGCUCACAAAAGGUUGUUAAAGAUGCAUACAUCGCCAACCUACUCUUGAUUAUAGGCCAUUGUGCAGCCAAAACAUCCAUCCUGUUCUUGCUUCGGCGGAUCCAUAGCGAUAAGGCGUUUGUGCGAAUCUGCAACACGGUUCUAACGGUUAUAUUUCUAUGGAUAAUUGCUUCAGCUCUUGCUAUGUCGCUGCAAUGCAAUAUGAGUGACCCAUGGUUCUUUGAUAAGCAAUGUGAUGCUCCAACACUUCGCUGGCAGAUUAUUGCUGCUUUUGAUCUAUUGAUUGAAAUUGCUUUGUUUGUCAUGAGCGUGUCUCUUGUUUGGAAUCUUCAUAUGAGGUGGACAGGCAAAGCAAUAGUUGUGGGAUCCUUUGGGUGUCGCUUACUUAUAAUACCCAUAUGUGUGAUACGGCUGUACUAUCUAGAAAAGGUUUGGGAAAGCUUUGACCCGAGCCUCGAAAGUGCGGAUCUUGUCAUUCUCAGCCAAUUCCUCCUUCAUUACAGCAUCAUGGCAGCAACGAUACCGUGCGUGAAGCCCUUCGUUAUAGCAUUUAAUACAGGAUGGGGUCAAGGCCUAUCGAGUGGUGGUAGCAAUCAUUAUUAUUAUAAGAGGUCGGCGUUGAAUACAAUAAACAAUCCCGCUGGGUCAGACCAGAAUGCCCGAUUGCCAAAUCCAAACAGCAGUUCCUUCGAAGACACAUAUCACCACGAAGCCCAUAUCUCUACAGGGGCCUCUCUUGCGUUUAUGAGGAGCGGGGAUGAGCGUUGUGAUUCAACGAGCAACUCUCACAUUCAAAACAUGACGAUUCGGCAGACUAGAGAAUGGUCGGUAGAGCAUGAGUGUAUAGAGAUGGAUGAGCAUCCGAGACAGAGAUAG
This is a messenger RNA of Talaromyces proteolyticus, 1152 nucleotides long. RefSeq lists its product as uncharacterized. NCBI's taxonomy places the organism in Eukaryota, Fungi, Ascomycota, Eurotiomycetes, Eurotiales, Trichocomaceae. The transcript has 5 exons. The record is from RefSeq and is a predicted model, not a curated record. The coding region runs from base 1 to 1152 and encodes 383 amino acids.